This is a messenger RNA of Camponotus floridanus (Florida carpenter ant), 1953 nucleotides long. It is a transcript of the gene wls, whose product is annotated as protein wntless. Gene Ontology annotation, cellular component: endomembrane system; organelle membrane. The transcript has 12 exons. The coding region runs from base 157 to 1779 and encodes 540 amino acids. Lineage: Eukaryota; Metazoa; Arthropoda; Insecta; Hymenoptera; Formicidae. Gene Ontology annotation, molecular function: Wnt-protein binding. The record is from RefSeq and is a predicted model, not a curated record. Gene Ontology annotation, biological process: Wnt protein secretion; intracellular protein transport; Wnt signaling pathway.
AAGACCACCCCCGGCUCCGAAAGACGAACUUAUUGUUGUCCGCGUCUGUCGCGUCCACGUUGAUUCGAUCGGUUUCGGCGUCGGUGUGCUUUGAAGUUUCGUUCACGUGUUAGUAAGUCAGUCGCGAUACAAGUCACUGAACAAGCACGUGAGAAAAUGCAGGGCACGAUAAUCGAAAAUCUGAGCGGCAAGAAGCUCUCGUUGCUUGUGAUACUUUUGAUAAUUGCACAAAUAGUUUGUUUUUUGAUAGGGGGUUUAAUUGCGCCUACACCUGCCAGUAGUCAGAACAUUCUUGGCACGCAAUGUAAAGAUACUAGUAUUAAUGGAUCUGAUGAAAACAAAUGGUUUUACUCAAGAGGAAAUGGUUCUUGUACUUCAGUUGACGAUACACAUUUUAGUUCGGACACUCAUCAACAACCAUAUCAAAUUGUGUAUACAUUUCAGAUGCCUGUACCUCGAAACAAUUUAGAUCUUGAUUACUCAAGAUGGCAGCAAAAUUUAAUAGGAGUUUUACAAGUGGAUAUACGUUAUAAUAGCGAGGUUGAAAUUGCUCGUAGGACAUUGAUAACAUUGGAUGCACGAUUAGCCUAUCGAAGCAAGGAUCCACAAGAUGUAUGGAAACCAUAUGCUUCUUCUACUGUGGAGAGAAUUUUAGAUUGCAGCAUAGAUAUGCCACGAGAACAAUAUAAUUACAAUUGCAAAGCUAUGCCAUUGUUUGAAUUAGGAUCUUUAUACCAUGAUUAUUACUUGUUAAAUAUUCGUCUUCCUUCUAAUACUGGUAAAAACCAGGGAUUGGGACGUAUUGUUGAUUUAUGGCUUACAGCUAUUAAUCAAAACGGUGGGUUCACAAAAGUAUGGGUGAGUCUGAAAACCGUUUAUUUCCCCAUAGUGCUAGGUGUUUUGACUUGGUAUUGGAAAAGAGUGUACAUGCUAUCCAGAUCGCCUGCACUUUUGGAAUAUAUGCUCUUAACCUUGGGUUCUGCCUUAACAUUUUUAAACUUGCCCUUAGAAUACUUGACACUUGCUUAUGAUAUGCCAUUUAUGCUUUUGCUGGGUGAUAUUCGACAAGGAAUAUUUUAUGCAACAUUGUUAUCAUUCUGGCUUGUGUUUGCUGGUGAACAUUUAAUGAUUCAGGAGGGUGAACAAAGCAAUUCUUUAAAAUGCUAUUGGCGACAUCUCUCUGCAGUAGGUACUGGAUGUCUCUCACUAUUUAUAUUUGAUAUGUGUGAACGCGGUGUACAAUUGAGAAAUCCAUUCUACUCGAUUUGGGUUACUGAUAUUGGAACAAAAUUGGCAUUAUCCUUUAUUAUUUUGGCUGGAAUAUCAGCUGGAAUAUACUUGCUGUUUUUGUCUUAUAUGAUAUGGAAAGUAUUUAAGAAUAUUAGCGCAAAGAGGGCUGUUUUACCCAGCAUGAGUUCGGCACGACGUCUGCAUUAUGAAGGAGUUAUAUAUCGUUUCAAAUUCUUGAUGAUUGCUACAUUAUUAUGCGCAUCAUUAACUGUUGUUGGCUUUAUAUUAGGACAGGUUGCAGAAGGUCAAUGGAAAUGGGAUGAAGAUUUAGAGUUGGAAAUGACUUCUGCUUUCUUUACUGGUGUAUAUGGUAUGUGGAACAUUUAUAUCAUUGCAUUAUUAUGUCUCUACGCUCCUUCUCAUAAGCAAUGGCCAAUUGAACCAUCUGAGAACAGUAUUAGCGAGGAAAUUGAAUUUUCUCCCUUGCCAACUGAUCCUAAUGAAAUGCUGUCUCUAACUGCAUUUGCACGAAAAACUGCAGUAGAGUAAAGUACAUAUUUUUAUUUGUAUAUUUGUAAGCAGCAGAAAGAGAUGGCAAGUUCUUAUAUUUAAUGUACUUAAUUGUUAUAAUUAGAAUUUAUAAAUAGAACUAUAUAUUAGAUUUUUCACUAUUUAUUAGGAACACAAUGACUGAUAAUAUUUCUAUAAUAACAAUUUUAUAUG